GUUCAGGCUAAAAAAAAAAAAAAAAAAGGGGGGGGGAGCUGGAAAAAAGAACCUGCUGGGAGUCUGCCACAUGAAUGCCUUGAGUUGUAUCCCACGUGCAGAUAAAAGAGACUCCCAGACACCAGAGAUAUUCUUCCAUUUAUCCUCCUGAUCGUCAUGCAGACUUUCCAGGGAACUAGAAGCGUCCCCUGGGCAUCCAGCCCCAUAGCCCUGAACCCCCAUAGAACAAGCCCAGGGACUGAUUGCAACAGAAUCUCCCGUUACCGUGUCACAGGAGGGUAACCAAGGCGAUGGGCAACAAUGGAGAACCUGAGAUGAAGGAAGGCCACAAAGGAGCCUCUAGAAGCUCUUGGGCAGAGUAGGAGAAAGGAAGGCGAACAUGAUCAAUCUAUGCAGAGAUGUCCAGGAAUGCACCCUCCCCAGCUGGAAGGUGGAGCCGAAGUACUCAACCAAAGUGCUAAUUGGAAACUGGGGAGAGGAGAGAAGAAGGUUUGUCCGCGAUAACGAGGGGACUGGUCAAAGUACCUUCAAACAAGAUUUCAUCCCUUUCCCUACCGGGACACCGGACCGAACUGUGAUGCGGAGGCUUAUGAAGCGGCUGGAAGGCCUGCCAAGAAAGUAUAUCUUGACCCAUUGUGAAGAAGCCAGGCAUCAGCAUCUGGUCUCGCAGUAUGACGAUCAAUACAACAGGCACGGCCACAACCCCCACCUGCCUCCACUCCGCACAUGGGACAGGCACAAACUGGCCUGGAUGCCAGAGAAAUCGGACUACCCCCUCGUUGAGCCCCCAACCAGCUACGGACUUUUGGAGCACUUGAUGAAAACCUGGCACAGUAAAGAGCCGGAAGUGGGCAAGAGCAUCUACCACAGUUCCUACACCAAGCCUCCUGCCUCAGCAUACGCCCCCCGCCAGCGGCCAGACACCAGGCGCAUCCUGGAGCAGAGCCGCAAGCAGUGGCUGCUCAGAAGCCUGGAUGCCCCUGCCUGAGAAGGGCAGAAG
Molecule: messenger RNA, 1000 nt
Organism: Ahaetulla prasina
Lineage: Eukaryota; Metazoa; Chordata; Lepidosauria; Squamata; Colubridae
Gene: CFAP107
Product: cilia and flagella associated protein 107
Exons: 4
Coding region: 380-988 (202 amino acids)
Source: RefSeq, a predicted model, not a curated record